AUGUACAAACUAAAACUAGUUCUGGUGACUGUUGCAGUUAUCAAACUUGUCAAGACUCAAACAUAAAGUGUUUCUCCAUAUACCGGAUCAUUAGCCGAUUGCAUUGCUCUCACUGAUAAGUUCGACUUCACUGAAAAUCUCAACUAUGAUGUUGAUACUUUAAAAUACCCAUAUACAACAGCGUAUUAGAUGGUUGAAUGUGAUGAGGGAGGGAUAUGCCCUGAUGGUGUUUUUAGACAAUUCUGUUAAUGGCAAAGAUUUCUCCGUGUUCAGUGUACUGCAUCAGGAGAUGGAGCUGAAUUUAAAAUCAUAACAAAUUCAUUACCAAAUCAUUGCUUCUACGCAGAAAACGAUUACCCUCUCGGUUCAACAUCAUACUAUAAUGCAUACGGAGUGGAAGGUAAAUUCAAUUUAAGACCUACCUAGAUGGCAGCCUUUGCCCAAGACACCUCAAAUUCAGCAAAAAUUUACACUACGAUUGCAAACAGAGCUGAUAUUGAUGCUUAAUUAUGUCAACCAUAAUGGGCGAAAACAUCAGCAAUUGAUACAAAUCUUAGACCAGCUGAGACUAUAUAUACAAGUACCACUAAUACUCCAGCCUACUAUUCAUCGUGGUCUUCUCCAAAAACCGUAGCAUCAUUAAAUUUGAUUAGAUUAUACGAUUCUGAUCAAGUAGUCGGUGUUGCAUUGAACGGUGUCUUUAUAUUCACUGGAACUAGUGAAUAUGGCUACGAUAUGUAUUUCCCAAAAAAUUAUAAUAAUCCCACAAUGCCUGAUAGAAUUCCAACGGAUGCAUGUUUGGGCUCAUAACAGACAAAUAAUGUUUACAGAUAUCACAUGUACUCUCCCUGUAUUUAUGAUAUUGCAAUGAAGAAGUAAAUUUUAAAGUGCAGUUAAUCAGCCUCAUGUUCUCAAGAUGUGAGAAGACAUGCAAUUGAUCACACUCCAAUUUCAAGCAAAGGAUUAUAACCUAUUGGUCUAGCUAAAGAUGGCCGUGUUAUUUAUGGACCCUUCAAAGUGGACGGAAGUUUGUGGAGACCUUGUGAUGUUGAUGUUUGCAAUGGCAGAUACUUUGGAAAUAAUUACGGAUAUGUAGCUACAAUGUUUCACCCUUAUGUAGUUUCAUGCUGGGGACCAGGAAAUAAAAUUGUUAGAGUCAAGCAAGGAUGUUCGGCAAACCCAAGAUUCUGCAGUGCUGGCAGCAAUCUCUUGGUUAGUAGCUUCGUCAUUUCUUUUGGAUUUAUAAUGGGAGCUCUAGCCCUAAUCUUUUGA
This is a messenger RNA of Stylonychia lemnae, 1272 nucleotides long. NCBI's taxonomy places the organism in Eukaryota, Ciliophora, Spirotrichea, Sporadotrichida, Oxytrichidae. The record is from the annotation of a GenBank genome assembly.